Manis pentadactyla (Chinese pangolin) is the source of this 3884-nucleotide messenger RNA. Its product is annotated as uroplakin-3b-like. The transcript is spliced from 5 exons. Bases 1604 to 2599 code for a protein of 331 amino acids. NCBI's taxonomy places the organism in Eukaryota, Metazoa, Chordata, Mammalia, Pholidota, Manidae. The record is from RefSeq and is a predicted model, not a curated record.
CACGGUGAGACUCGCUCCCCUGGCUCAGAGUGUGGGAGCUGGGUGAGCACCUGAGCGCCCCUGCCCUCUUGGCUCCCACUGUUAAAGUACAGUGAGAAUCAGAAUGGGAGAGAAUGUUUGCAAAUCAUAUACUUGAUAACGGUUGACCUAGAUCCAGACUACAUAAAGAACCCUUACAACUAAACAACGAGAAAACAAAUACCCAAUUUUUAGAAAUGGUUAAAGGACUUGAUUAGUCAUUUCUCCAAAAUGACAAAUGGCUGACAAGCACAUGAAAAAUGCUGAACAUCAUUAAAGAAAUGCAAAUGAAGACCACAAAGCGAUCCACUGCUUCAUACCCAUCAGGAUGGCAAGCAUCCAAAAAAAAAAAACUGAAAGUAAGCAAAUGUUGGUGAGGAUGUAGAGAAAUUGGAACCCUUAAUCCGCUGGUGGUGGGGAUGCAAAAUGCAGCUGCUUUGGAGAACAGUCAGGCAAUUAGUGACUCCAAUAGAAGUUUAAUGGCCCAGCAGCUCCACUCCUAGGUAUAUAUCCAGGAACUGAGAACAUGUCCCCACAAAAUCUUGGACAUGAAUGUUCAUGCCAACGUUAUUCACAAGAGCCAAAAAAGUGGGAACAACCCAAAUGUCCAUCAGCUGAACAGAUAAAAUGCGGUCUAUCCAGGCAAUAGAAUGUUACUUGGCCAUAAAUAAAAAGUCCUAAUGCAUGCUACAACUUAGAGGAACCUUAGAAACUACAUUAAGGGAAAGGAGUCAGGUGGAAAAGGCCACGUAGUGUGUGAUUCCAUUUAUAAGAAAUGUCCAGAAUGGCCAAAUCCACAGAGGCUGAAAGAUGAGUGGCUGCGGCGGGAAGGAGGGAAUGGGGAGUGAAUUUAAUGGAUAUGGUGUUUCCUUUCGGGGGGAUUGUACAACCUUGUGAACAUGCUAAAAACCAUGGAGCUAUAAAAGGGUGAGUUUUAUGGAAUGUAAAUAUAAUUUUAUAAAAAGAACUAAAGGGACUAAUGUAAGUGGGAGACUUUGACAGCUCUCAAGGGCACUACAGCCUUUUCUCUGGCUCCAAGUUCUUUUGGAUGAGGGAACGGAGGAGGAAGGGAUGCUGUGGCCUGGUGGCUGGAGGGCAGGGCACAGAGAUGGCAGCAGCGCCAGGGGGCUGGAGCUGGGCAUGCUGGGGCCACCCCACUGCUGCUGGAAUUCCCUGGGUGGGGUUGGAAGGCUGGAGGGAGGUUCCUGGCACCUGGGUUGCAGGAAUCUCAAGCAUGUGGCCCUAAGCCCAUUUCCAGAGACUGGCCAUCCUCCCCAGGGCUGGAGGCUGGGACGGUGGGCUGGCCUGGUUGGCACCUGGGGGUCCAGUGGCCUCUCCCUUGGCCCUGGCAGUGGGGCCUGGCACUCACUGGGCUGCCCAGCACCUCCCAGUGGUGGACUGGGCUGUUGGGAGGGGUGGGGUGCAGUUACAUUUUCAGGUCUUUCCAGCCUUUGGCCAGCCUGGCAAACCUGACUAACCUGCUCCUCCAGGCCUCACGUGUUGGGGGUAGGGGGUACUGCAGGAGCAGCCAGAUCAGCCGCAGGCUGUGGAUGUGGAAGGCAGGGUGCUUGGGCAGGCAGCCACCAUGGGGCUCCCCCAGAGGCAGCCUGGCUGGUGGCUGCUGCUCCUCGUGGUGGCGCUGAUGUGGCCCCAGCCCUGCGUGAGCCUGGGUGAGUGGGGGUCCCGGGAUGAAUGCCUCUGGUCAUUCCCAAGGGACUGGGGCAAUUGCUGGAGUGACUGGACCCUGGGAGGCCACCCCUUAAUUGGGAGAGGCAGCUGCAGAGGCAGUGGGCCUCAGGGCCUCACUCCUUUCUCCACGGCCACAGAGCUGAUCCCCUACACGCCCCAGAUAACAGCCUGGGACCUGGAAGGGAAGGUCACGGCCACCACAUUCUCCCUGGAGCAGCCUCACUGUGUCCUGGAUGGGCAUGCCAGUGCAGCCGACACUGUUUGGCUGGUGGUGGCCUUCAGCAACGCCUCCAAGCACUUCCACAACCCGAAGACACUGGCUGAGAUCCCAGCCUCCCCACAGCUGCUGACUGAUGGCUACUAUAUGACACUGCCCCUGUCCCUGGACCGGCUGCCCUGUGAGCACCUUGGGGGCAGCAGGGGCAUCCAUGUGCUGCGAGUGGGCAAUGACCCUGGCUGCCUUGCUGACCUCCACCAGCCCCCCUACUGCAAUGCCCCCCUCCCCAGCCCUGGACCUUACAGAGUGAAGUUCCUUCUGAUGGACGCCAGAGGCUCACCCCAGGCUGAGACCAGGUGGUCUGACCCCAUCGCCCUCCACCAAGGGAAGGCCUCAGGGUCCAUCGACACAUGGCCGGGGCGGCGGAGUGGUGAUAUGAUCGUCAUCACUUCCAUCCUCUCUGCUCUGGCCAGCUUCCUGCUCCUGGCUUUCCUGGUGGCCUCCACCAUGCGCUUCUCCAGCCUGUGGUGGCCCAAGGAAGCCCCCGAGCAGCUGCGGAUCGGCUCCUUCAUGGGGAAGCGCUACAUGACCCACCACAUCCCGCCCAGCGAGGCUGCCACCCUGCCUGUGGGUUGUGAGCCUAGCCUGGACCCCCUCCCCAGCCUCAAUCCCUAGCCUGGCCAGUGAGGCUGGGGCUGGGGCAGUGAGGACAUGGGGGACAAGCGCCCUGUGCUCCUUCUCAGCCCCAGCAUCCACAUGCCUCUCUCCCCCAUCACACUUCCCCACCUGCCUGAAAUCCCACCACCAUCAACCCUGACAUUUCCUGCCUUCUCCAGACAACCAAAGUUGCAUUCAGGGGAGUUGGGGGGAGGGUGGUGCUCAGGCUGGGCAUCCAGCCCCCACCUCCAUCCCUACCUCUGUUCUGCUUGGCUUCCUGCGAGUGAGGCUGGAGGUAAUAUGGAGAGGCUGCCCUGAGUGGAAGCUCCCAGGCUCCAGGAGGAGGACUGCAGGGGGCCGUGCUCUGGUCUGGGCCCGUCAAGGUGUGUGUGAAGCCUGAGCCUCCCUGGGUCCCUCUACUCCACCUGCCAGUGGCCAAGGCUGCAGUGAAGCCUUCGGAGACACCUCUACUGUCACUGAGGCUGGGACCUUUCUGAGGAUGACCGGAGUGUAGGCAUAACUUAUGACAACCUGGCCACUGAUUCAGACGUCCUUCCAAACCCCUUGCACACACAUGGCUCAUAUCCUUAUACACUCACUCUCAAUCCACAGACGUUUAUUGACUGCCUGCUGUGUGUCAUGCACAGCGUUAGACAUGGGACUUCCCACCUAGAGGCAGAACCAGUGCUGAUCUUGGGAAUCACUGCCCUGGACCUUAGAUGACCACGGGUCCAGAUGUGGCCUGUAUCUGUGAGGGCUGUCACACCCUCAGAUUGUCAUAUGCCCUCGGACUCACACUCCUCAGACGAUCGCCCCAGUGGGCUCUCUCUGGCCCGGGAGCCCCCUAUCACCCGGAGGACAAGCUUCAAACUACCGCGCAGCAUCUCUCUGCCCGCCCGCAAGACCGGUGGUUCCCUCUGGGCCACAUGGCGGCGCCAGUGCGCCACAGGCCCUGGCCCUGCGCACGCGCAGUCCGACUCACAGCCCAGCAGGGUGCCGGCCGGGUGACCUGCCGUUGAAGAGCAGCCGCCAUUCAACAGGAUUGGUCAGGGCCCCAGACCUUACCUCGGCCAAGCCAGAGAGAGGAGCAAUCACGCUGCUGCUUGAGGGCCUACUGUGUAUUGGCCAGUCUGCACAGCUGCCACCGCUUUCUGGAUGGAGAAAGUGAGGCCCAGUGACUUGCCCACUGCCCUCUGUCCACUGCCACCUCCCGCCAGUGUCCCUGAGCUGCUCCCCAGCAUGCAGGUGCUCCGCAGACGACCCUCCCUCUUUGGAGGUGAAUAAACGCAGUCUGGGUCCUCCA